ACGACUGCGUUAUGUUUAUAUUAAGGCUGUCGAACAAAACAAAAUAGCAGCAAAAAAUACAACGACCAAGUUUUUAUUUCAUUUUACAAGAAAAAUCAAAUUGCUAAUGACGACAGUUAAAGAAAAAUCCGAGAGUGAAGGCUUCGAGUGGUCACCGGAAGAUGAGGUGCAACUGUUCUUCGCCAUGGAUGGCCUCAAACCGGUCGGAAUCAAUCGACACUUUAUCAUAGUAUGUAUAAUGGACCGGCUUUCAAAGGCACUCAACAGGGAAAUCAGCAGUGAAACUAUCUGGUCCCAUCUAAGAACAAUGUACAACCUAAAGGCACUGGACGACCUUGAGCAGCUUCCGUUCCCAAACGAGGAAAGUGAUUUUUGCCUCCCGGAAACAGAUUUCUCUUCCAUAAUGAAACGUAAAUCGAUCGAAGAAACGAGCGCAGAGGACACUAAGAAAUCAGAUCCAACUCCAAAAAUAUCCAAAGACAAAGAGCAGUCGGACAAGGAAAAGGAUAAACUAACCGAUAAGGAGAAGGAUAGCAAGUCAGCAAAGAACAAACCCGAAAUUGUUGACAAUACACCGAAACGUCCGCAGAAGCGCACCCGUGGCUCGAUGUCACUGGAGCCAAAUGUUGGCAGCCCCGCAAGUACACCACCGAAUGUACAAAGCACCAAAAGGAGACGCAUUUAAAUUGCCAUAAUAGCUGUAGAUGAAUGUUUACUUUUAUUUCACUGAAGAUCUAACUAAAUCUUACUAACAACACAAGUAUCAUACGCUAUUAUCUGUUAGAAUAGACGAGAAUGAAUAUACAUUGCGAGCACAGGGUUAGAUAUGAAAUUAUCACUAUACUGUUUAAUUGUACAGCUUUAUUUGUAUUUGAAUACUAACAAGUGCAACGAAAAU
Molecule: messenger RNA, 898 nt
Organism: Wyeomyia smithii (pitcher-plant mosquito)
Lineage: Eukaryota; Metazoa; Arthropoda; Insecta; Diptera; Culicidae
Gene: MrgBP
Product: MRG/MORF4L-binding protein
Exons: 2
Coding region: 107-685 (192 amino acids)
Biological process (GO): regulation of transcription by RNA polymerase II
Cellular component (GO): NuA4 histone acetyltransferase complex; nucleus
Source: RefSeq, a predicted model, not a curated record